AUACUAAAGCUAUAUACUUUAAGAACAAGCUAGAAAGUAUUACGAACAGUAAGGAAGGAUGGAGAACAAUCAAUUUACUAUUGAACAAAAAAUCUAAGUCCACAUUAAUUAACGAAUUAAAAGUUGGGGAUAGUAUAGUUACUGGUGACAAAAAUAUUGCAACAGCAUUCAACAAUUAUUUUUCCGCAAUUGGUGAAAAAUUGAGUGAGAAUUUAUCUUGCAACAAUACCGACCCUCUUAACUACGUGACACCAGUGACUGAGGUAUUCGAGCUAAAUAAUAUAAUAAUGGAUGAAUUAAGUUGCGAGAUAUUCAAAGCAAAAGCCGGGAAAUCAACAGGUUUGGAUAAAAUUUCAAAUAAACUAUUAAAAGCAGCCGGGGAGACCAUUACCGGCUCCUUAAGUCAAAUUUUUAAUCUAUCUAUCGAUACCGGAAUUUUUCCAGACGAUUUGAAACACACUAAGGUAACCCCUCUUUACAAAUCAGGGGACAAGAUGGAUUGCGAUAAUUACAGACCUAUCUCAGUAACAUCAGCGGUAGCAAAAAUUUUUGAAAAGCUGGUCUCUAGGCAAAUCAAUCUGGAUUUCGCACUCAACACUCCACAGAGACUGCACUGUAAAUCAAUGUCUUGUAAAUAUGGACCAAGGCCUUAUUAA
Paramuricea clavata is the source of this 656-nucleotide messenger RNA. NCBI's taxonomy places the organism in Eukaryota, Metazoa, Cnidaria, Anthozoa, Malacalcyonacea, Plexauridae. The record is from the annotation of a GenBank genome assembly.